UUCAAUGGCUGUUGGCAAGAGAAACCCGAAUAUCCAAUAUAAAACUAAUUUUACCUCGGUCACUUUAUAGAGAGGACACCACGGUAGUCUAGGUUAGUCUACGGAACGAAGAACACUUGAUAGCAAGAAAUAAAUAAUUAAAGAAAGAAAGGCGGAUUAUAGACAUUGUUUUGAAACCCAGAGGCCGAAGAAUUGUGGAUUACCGGUCAACGCGUGAGGUCGUCUCGUCGAACCGGAGCGAUGUCUGUCGCGGGGCUGAAAAAGCAGUUCCACAAAGCCACUCAGAAAGUCAGUGAGAAGGUUGGAGGAGCAGAAGGAACCAAACUUGAUGAUGACUUCCUUCAGAUGGAAAAGAAGGUGGACACCACCGGUAGGGCAGUGCUAGACAUCAUGACCAAAACUACAGAAUACCUACAGCCCAACCCAGCAUCCAGGGCUAAACUGAGUCUGAUAGGGACCAUGUCUAAGAUCAGAGGACAGGAGAAGGGACCGGGUUACCCCCAGGCUGAGACUGUACUGGGUGAGGCCAUGCAGCGCUUCGGACGAGAGCUGGGACAGGAGUCAUGCUUUGGUCUGGCUCUCCUAGAUGCUGGGGAGGCCAUGGGUGAGCUGGGGGCGGUGAAGGAUGCCCUGGAUAUGGAGGUCAAACAGAACUUUAUUGAUCCACUGCAGAACCUACAGGAAAAAGACAUCAAAGAAAUACAGCACCACCUGAAGAAGAUGCAGGGACGCCGCCUGGACUUUGACUAUAAGAAGAAACGUCACGGUAAAGGAGUUCUGGAGGAUGAGAUCAGACAGGCGCUGGAGAAGUUUGAUGAGUCCAAAGAAGUGGCAGAGCAGAGCAUGUUCAACCUGCUGGAGAGUGAUAUUGAGCAGGUGAGUCAGCUAGCAGCGUUGGUCCAGGCCCAGGUGGAGUAUCACAGACAAGCCACAGAAAUACUACAGCAGCUCUCCAGCAAGCUGCACGAGAGGAUCAGGGAGGUGCAGGAUAAACCCAGGAAGGAGUAUGUUCCUAAACCCCGGAUGGUCCUGGAGCUGCUCCCCCCCAGCGAUAGCCACAAUGGGGGGCUCAACACCACCAAGUCCCCAGGCCCCGCGCGCACCCCCGCUCCUAUGGACCAACCGUGCUGCCGGGCGUUGUAUGACUUUGUGCCGGAGAAUGAGGGUGAGCUGGGUUUCAAAGAGGGCGAUAUCAUCACCCUAACCAAUCAGAUCGAUGAUAACUGGUACGAGGGAAUGGUCAACGGCCAAUCAGGUUUCUUCCCCAUCAACUACGUGGAUAUCCUGGUUCCACUUCCUCAUUAGGCCACCCACCCCCACCCAAUCUUCACCCCACUCCCUGCCGGGGGCCCCAGCCUCUGCCCAGCCUCUGCCCAGCCUCUGCCCAGCCUCUGCCCAGCCUAAUCCACGCCUUCUUCUUUGUGCUUGUGUGAGUGCAACUGCUUUUUUCACAAAGAACUACAACUGUGAGGAACAAGGGACUACAAUUGUAUAGGAUUCUGCAAGAAGAAGAAGAAGAAGAAGAAUGAGGGAUAAGUGAGCUGGUUGAACUAACUGAAGACUGGUGGAAUCAGAGUAGUGAGAUGGUUGAACUAACUGAAGACUGGUGGAAUCAGAGUAGUGAGAUGGUUGAACUAACUGAACUAACUGGUGGAAUCAGAGUAGUGAGAUGGUUGAACUAACUGAAGACUGGUGGAAUCAGAGUAGUGAGAUGGUUGAACUAACUGAACUAACUGGUGGAAUCAGAGUAGUGAGAUGGUUGAACUAACUGAAGACUGGUGGAAUCAGAGUAGUGAGAUGGUUGAACUAACUGAAGACUGGUGGAAUCAGAGUAGUGACAUGGUUGAACUAACUGAAGACUGGUGGAAUCAGAGUAGUGAGAUGGUUGAACUAACUGAAGACUGGUGGAAUCAGAGUAGUGACAUGGUUGAACUAACUGAAGACUGGUGGAAUCAGAGUAGUGAGAUGGUUGAACUAACUGAAGACUGGUGGAAUCAGAGUAGUGAGAUGGUUGAACUAACUGAAGACUGGUGGAAUCAGAGUAGUGAGAUGGUUGAACUAACUGAAGACUGGUGGAAUCAGAGUAGUGAGAUGGUUGAACUAACUGAAGACUGGUAGAAUCAGAGUAGUGAGAUGGUUGAACUAACUGAAGACUGGUGGAAUCAGAGUAGUGACAUGGUUGAACUAACUGAAGACUGGUGGAAUCAGAGUAGUGAUCUGGUUGAACUAACUGGUGGAAUCAGAGUAGUGAUCUGGUUGUGUAAAGAGCCAUAGAUGGAUAAAUAUCUAUAUACAGUAUGUGUCUAUGGUUAUGUGUACUGUAAUAGGUUCCAAUGUAUUGCAUGCUGGGACAAGCCAUUUAAAGGUGGACGUUUUGCCAUUUAAAGGUGGACGUUUUGCCAUUUAAAGGUGGACGUUUUGCCAUUUAAAGGUGGACGUUUUGCCAUUUAAAGGUGGACGUUUUGCCAUUUAAAGGUGGACGUUUUGCCAUUUAAAGGUGGACGUUUUCAAAGGUUAAAUAAAGAGAACUGUUACAUGGUG
This is a messenger RNA of Oncorhynchus kisutch (coho salmon), 2541 nucleotides long. RefSeq names its product endophilin-A1-like. Gene Ontology annotation, cellular component: glutamatergic synapse; presynapse; cytoplasm. The record is from RefSeq and is a predicted model, not a curated record. The transcript has 10 exons. Gene Ontology annotation, biological process: synaptic vesicle uncoating. Gene Ontology annotation, molecular function: protein binding. Bases 241 to 1305 code for a protein of 354 amino acids. NCBI's taxonomy places the organism in Eukaryota, Metazoa, Chordata, Actinopteri, Salmoniformes, Salmonidae.